Myxocyprinus asiaticus (Chinese sucker) is the source of this 6540-nucleotide messenger RNA. Its product is annotated as thioredoxin domain-containing protein 5-like. NCBI's taxonomy places the organism in Eukaryota, Metazoa, Chordata, Actinopteri, Cypriniformes, Catostomidae. The transcript is spliced from 7 exons. Gene Ontology annotation, cellular component: endoplasmic reticulum. The record is from RefSeq and is a predicted model, not a curated record. Gene Ontology annotation, biological process: protein folding. Bases 1139 to 2263 code for a protein of 374 amino acids. Gene Ontology annotation, molecular function: protein disulfide isomerase activity.
ACCUGGCAAAUUCGGCAAAACUCCACCAUUGAAAUUGACCCCACCUCAAUCCCCAGUUGGCCUUCUUUGGCCCAAGGUUAAUCGAUGGGCCAAAUGCCAUUGGCCCUGAGAAAGUUGAAUGGGUCAUCUUUUGUGUCUCUCUCCUAUACUUGCUACAGCACAUACAACAGUAGUUGCAGUAUUACAGCGUUAUUACUAAAAUAGGUAGUACUUAUUGACUAUACCACAAAACUGCAGUGGCACCGCUAUAGUGUGUAGGGGUGUAACAGUUCUCGAUUUAAAAAAAAACAUACGAUUAGCCACCAAUGGUUCGGUAAGCAUUUGCACUGCAGUUCAUCUGAAGAAAACGAUUUGGUGGAUUUCAUGGUGAGCUCUUGUACAGUGUAAAUGCGUUUUCAUUUUGUAUAUUUUUAUAACAAUGUCUUGUGCUGUUUAAAUGUAUUUAAAUUCUUCAUAUUUUUAUACUGGCCUUUAGCGGAGAGGUAAAUCCCGCUGACUCUUGAGAAGUGAAUAUCUCUCUCUCUCUUUCCAUGUUUCACGGGUACGGCUUGGGACCCAUCUUUAUGAUGGUAGCCUGUGAAAGGAACAGUGGCACGCUCCUUCCCUCCGUAGUGCUAGGGUCAUCUCCUUGGGCAAGAGAGAACAACCCUCAAGCCCCCCCGCUAGGGUUACAGCAAAAAGUUUUUUUCCAUCACUCUUGUAAAGACCUGGAGUAAAAUAGAUCCAUAUCCCAUUUCUGUUAUAAGAAAUAAGGAAAAGGACGACUCGUUUGCCGUGAGUUGCGACCGUGUCAGUGGAGGAAGAGAUCCUGGUCCCUGAGAAAUGUGGUUUGCUGCGGCUUCCACUAUUUCAGCACGGUACUUUGGCUCCUACUUCACCUAGGCGGGAGGUUGGAAUGGCUCGAUCCAAUCAAUCGGCUGGUCAAGACAUGCCCUGGGUAUACUCUGUGAUAGCUGAACAUCAGAUAUUUCUCAGAUUCCCAGUAGGCGUUGGCUAAGGGUCAGUCAAGUAAUUUGAGCAACUUGUUGCUCAUUUUGCUUGAGUAUAUCAUCCCUGUAUCCCUGAUGCAUAAUCUGCUGGAGAUCCGUGGUGCUGUGCAUCCCUUACUUUUGGGUUCCAAGGUGGGUGGGGAGCAGAGAUGACGAAACUAAAAACCAAAACAUGGCUACAAAACACCUCAAAAAAACGUUUCUUGGACCUGGAUACCGACAAUACCUCAGAAAAUAGAGGUGCUCUUGUGCCGAGUAAUGAUGACUGGCCAAAAUUCAUUGUUAUACAAAAAGGUAUUGCAGGAGUAGCGGGAACAGUAAAGGAAGUGAAAAAACUACGAUCUGGACAGAUUCUUGUGGAAUGCAGUAAAAAGGCCAAUGCUGAAACUCUACUACAUGCCAGCAUGUUAGCUGGAGUUCAAAUAAAGACAUCUCCUCAUCCAACUUUGAACUACAGUAAAGGAGUAAUCCGAACUAGAGAGUUGGAUGAUGUGGAUGAAGAAAUAACGCAUGAGCUCAAGACCCAAGGAGUAAUGAACGUCACAAGAAUAAUAAUCAAGAGAGAAGAGCGAACGAUUAAAACUGGUUCUCAUUUUGUGAAGUUCUUCGCGCCAUGGUGUGGUCACUGCAAAGCCAUGGCUUCUACAUGGGAGCAUCUCGCCACCAUCUUUGAACAUUCAGACAAUGUCAAGAUCAGCAAGGUGGAUUGUACGCAGCAUUAUGAGGUGUGUUCAGAUAAUCAGGUGCGCGGUUACCCUACACUACUGUUCUUCACUGAUGGACAGAAGGUGGAUCAGUACAGAGGCAAACGUGAUCUGGACUCAUUUAAAGAGUUUGUGGAUAAUCUUGUGAAAGCUUUAGCAUCUAAAGAUGAACCAGUAGCAGAGGAGGACCACACUCAUGACAUCCCACCCAGUGCUGAGCCUGACAAACAAGAGUCCAGUGUUCUGGUGCUAACCGAGAGCAACUUCGAUGAGACUGUUGCCAAAGGUUUCAGCUUCAUCAAGUUUUAUGCCCCCUGGUGUGGUCACUGUAAGAAUCUGGCCCCUACCUGGGAGGAUCUAUCCAAGAAAGAGUUUCCAGGUCUAACUGAUGUGAAGAUUGCUAAAGUGGACUGCACAGUGGAGAGAACACUCUGCAACAGAUUCUCUGUGCGUGGAUACCCAACACUCCUGAUGUUCCGGGCUGGGCAGCAGGGGGAGGAGCAAAAUGGUGGGCGGGACUUAGAGAGCCUGCACAGUUUUGUGAUGAAACAGGCCAGGGAUGAGCUGUAGCUCCGUCCUCAUUCUCCAUCUUGCCACAAACCUACACUCAUCAGUCUCCAUAUAUCACAUACUGUCAAACAGACUGCUCUUUUCUUUUUUUUCUCAUAUCUGCCGAGGUGAGGACAAUCCAUUCUGCUUAUCACAUUAUGAAAUAUGAAUGUACAUGAUUUCAAUGUAACUUGUUCGAUGGAAGACCAGUUGAUGAAAUCAUCAGUAAUUGACAGCCGUAUUACUAGUACUUUAGAUGUGUCCUUCCUCUAAGUAACAACUUGAGUAUGGUGUAAAGAAAAUGCCACCAAAGUUUUAGAUCAUUACAUUAAUUAUGGUGCAAAUUUUGAAAAUGUAACUGUAUACGAGGGAUUUCAGCUUGCUUGCUUAAGAUCCACUAAGAAAAUACGACCUCAGGGAGACCAUUGUGUACCAUUUAAAGAGAACAACAACAACAUGUAUUUGCAGUCUCUUUUUUCAUUAUAAUGUAAAAUAUUAUAUGAUACACACUUUCAAACAGCACUGUUUCUACAUGUGGUCUAGCCAUUGCAAUUUCAAACAUGUUUGUUUGAAAAGACAAAAAAUGCUUAAACCAGACAGAGGUGGUUUGCUGGUCUUAGCUGGUUUGGCCAACUCCUAACUUCCUCAGCCUGACCAGCUGACAAAUGCCCAUAACUCCUCAAAAGCCAUCAAACCAGGCCAUACUAACAAGCUUGGUAGCCAGCUCAGCAAGGACCACCGAAUUACUAACCAAUGUCUGGUUUAAGCUGUUUUUUGUUUUGUUUUUCCAGCAGGGAGGCCAUUUGUUUAACUGUUCACAUUGGUUUUCUCUUCUUCAAAAGCCUUUAGUUCUUAUAAAGGUAUAUUAAUGGGGUAGACAUAGCAUUUCAAACGUAUCCCGUAUUGUCAUUAUGUAAUCCAUGUUUUCUUUUCUCACCCCCCCAGCAAUGCAGAAUAUACUAUGUAUUUGUUGUACAGAAGCAGUUUAUUGAAAUACAGUUUACUUAACAUUUUCAAUCAUGGUAGUGAGCUUGCGAAAACUCAAAUUAUGGUACUGUAAAAGUUUCUUAAAAUUGUUUAUUCUGCAAAUAGGGCUUUUAUUUUGCCUAUGAGGCAUUUUUAAUUUAAAAUGGACAUGUUUUCUUUUGAUUAGAAUUGCUUUUUUUUUUUUUGUGUUCAAAUGAUUCCACCAUCUCAGUAUUGCUGUGUUAACAGCUUUUGCAUGCAGUUAAUGAUUUUAAUACUACUUCUGACCUGAUUAAAACACAUUUUCUUAUGGUGAAAUUCUGACGCUAGCGGUGCCUGGUAAUAAUUUCUAAAGGAACACUGAUAGUUCUUGUAUAUGUGAUUGGGUGCUCUUGAAUAGUAAAAAUGAUUUGAGAUGUUUAUUUUUCUCUCUUACUGGAUCCAAAAGUCAAGGAAGGGAAAAGCAACCAGACAAACCACAUAUUCACUGAAGUCUUUAUGAGGCACAUUGUCAAGCCAACAUCAGUGAAGGGGGGGGGGGGACAUUUUUUUGUGAUAGGGGUACACACACUGCCCAGGGGUUUUUGUACAAAAAGGCACAUUUCAUAAUAAAAUGUCUUUUUCCAAAAAUAGAUGUUUUAAUUUUUCUGUUACUCUUAUGUCUUUGUGGUAUAUGGUUCAUAAAAGGUGCAAUAAAUAAACUGUAAAAUGUACAAGUAUUUACAUACAGAUGUCUAAACAUGACAGACAUUUAAACAGCAGUUUACCAGAGGUAUGUGAAAAAAUUAGGAAUGAGAAUUGUAGUAAUUUAAAAAUUCUUGUUCAAAAACAGUUUUAAUUCAGUAAUUUUGUGGACAGUGAAAUGAAUUGAGGACAAUGUUUUGAAAAUGGAAUGAAUGUUGUUCCUUAUUGCAUUAACUAAACUUUUGUCAAAUUAUGAGCUUAUUUGAGAUGUCAGUGGUCUGCCAUCUUGAAAGAACAUAAAUUAGAAGUGAAUUGAAUUGUACGAUUCUUUAAAGGUGCACUCAGUAACUUUUGUCUUUGUGUCAUCUUGGACUUACACUGACACCUAGUGGCUUGGAUGCAGCAUAAUUUAAAAUCAAUAGUUUUCAGUUUCAGAUGCCAUUACAGAAAUUUAGUAUUCAAAGUCAGCCAUGAUUACUUUAAUCAAUGAGUGAAAGUGUCAAAUAACAGGACAGUUACUGAGAUUAAGUGAGUAGUAUUCAGCUGGUCAUGUGAUUCUAACAUGGCAGCCCCCAUGUGCGGACCCUCUCCAUGUAGAAUAAAACAGCUUUUAUAAGGUUACUGAUAUGACUGGAGUCUUCGUUUUAAUGUGAGUGUUCAUGAUUUCCUACAUAUGUAUAUUCAUGUCUUUAGGAGUUGAACUUUAUUGAGGAAAAAAGUUACUAAGUGCACCUUUGAAAAAAGAAAGAAAACAAAUCCUGGUAAAUACAACUUUACAUUUAUUGUCUCUAGCAUCUAAACUCUCUCAAUCUCAGUUUGGUUUACUGUAUCUGUGAGGAAUGUCAUGUGAAAAGGUGUUCUUGCAAGAAAUAAAAAUUGAGGCGCUCCAAAAUUGAUAGUUGGUUCAUGUGCCCAUCCAACAGAAAAGGAUGUGCACUGAUUAUCAUGACCGCCCGUUUCCGCCACAUGAAAACAUAAUUUUGAGAUGAUCAAUUAUGAGUAGUUAAAUUAUUAGAUAAGUAUCUCAUACUUUUUCACUCAAAUCAUUAAUUAUAAUUUUGACUCAUAAAUUUGAUGUAAUCUCAUAAUUUUUGUACUUAUCUCAAUUAUGACUCUCUUUUUAUCUCAUAAUUAUGAUUUACCAAAUCACUUUUUUUUUUUCAAUGUGGAGUAAAUUAGCUUCCAUAGAUGACAGGAUUGCCAGCUGUCCUUUAUUUUAGCACCAUGACGCUUGAGGGACGGUCAGCGAAACUAUCCAUAUUGUGGCGGGCACAGCACUUGAGGGGGAUUUCCUUCUUGUAUUGAAGUGCUCAAAAUGCUCAAGUGUCCCAUAUUAUCAUGGCGAAAAGUUGACACCUCUAUUUUCCAUCCACAUCAGUGGAAGAAUACAGACGUUCCAAAACCGUUAACAGAAACAAGCAUCAUAAAAAUGAUUUGGUUUCAGUAUGUUACCAAUACAUGGCUCUCAAUUUCUAACCCUAGAGAUAAUGCUGACUAUAAAACAGGGCAAAGUAAAAUAUAUCUUCAAUGUUUUGUACCAUUUAAAAUGCUCACAGUGAAAAAAAGGAAAUUUAUAGUGUCAUAGUAAAAGUUUUACCAAAUUACAAACAAUAAAUAUUGGCAUAAGAUAGUUGGGAAAUGUACAGCCCUUCUGAGGACCAUAGUGCAGAAUACGGUUUUGUCGCUGAAAAACAGGAAAUUAUCCGUAGCAUAUCUUGUCUUGUAGGAGGUUUUGGAUUUAAGCCAUCCAAGGUGCAGGUGCAGAUGGGAAACUAUAGAUCUGUGGUGUCGGACAGCAUCAAAUGCACUUUCUGUCUUCAGAACACCAACAUAAUGGAUCCGUUCUUUGGGCUCUGUUAAAGUGUGUAACCACUCGCUCUGACUCACGAAUGCAAACCACAGCUAGUGCAGAGCAAAUAUUGAGAAACUCAAAAUAAUUGGAUUUUGUUGAGACCUAAAAUAGUCUUGUAGGUUCAAGUGAGUUUAGGGAUGACUGAAAAUACACAAAACGGGAGAAAAUUUGUCUCACACUCUGACUUCUGUGCAUCAAGACAUACUAUUUUGACAGUUUCCAAUGUUACAUUUUCAGGAAUAGUUCUCUAAAAAUGAAAAUUCUGUCGUCAUUUACUCACCCUCAUGUCAUUAGGAACCUUUAUGCUGUUAUUUUUCUGUGGAACUCAAAAGGAGAAUGUUUGUAUCAUUUUCUAUACAAAGUUCAUGGUGACCACAUCUGUCAAACUACAAAUAGCACAAAAAGCUCAGAAAAAAUAACGUAUGAAAUUAAACAGAAGAUGGUAAAUAAAUAAUGACAGAUUUUUCCUUUUGGUUGCACUGUUCCUUUAAGAUUUGGUUAGUCAAAUACAAUAUUAAAUACAGACAGAAUUUUAGCACAUAAUUUACAUUUCUCUGUGUGAUUUGGCAUUAGGUUUAUGUUCUGUUUAUAGGUUCAUCUGUACAUCCUCAAGGCACUUUAAAGGAUUUUAAAUGUUUUCUUAUGUGAACUGGCCGUGUGUGUGAAGAUGAGUAAAAGCAGCACGUUUAUCUAUUCUCUCUCAAACAUACUUGUUUGUUCAUAAACACUUAUGUCUUUAAAAUUAGUGUUUCUCACACACAUAUAUUUAGUCUCUCUGCAGUGCAGUGGUUGGGCG